AUGGUGGACUUAUUCAAAUGGUGUUUAUCCUAUUCGUAUUUUAUUGGACGCCUAACUGGCAUGGUAAACUUUGAGAUCGAUUUUAAAACGGGUCGAGCUCAAGUUACCACUCGAGCUUCAAUAAGUGCAGUCUGCUCUAACCUAGUUAUUUUCAUCAUGCUGACUGUCUAUGUGCUCAACGUACGUGAAAUAGUGAAAACUUGGGAGUUGCCGAACCGUCUUCAGGAGGACGUGCUAAUAAUUCUAUCAUUUUUUCGCAUAAUGUGCAUUUUCCUGACUUUAGCCAGUCGGUGGUGGAAACGUGAGGAAUUUAUGCAGGUCUUCGACGCGUUCUGUCGUCAGUACAGUCCGGAGAUACUCCCGUACUGCCGGAGAAGGGUCCUUUUCAAGAUUUUCUGCGCCACAAUGGUGGAUACUGUGCAUAUUGUGAUCACUAUGCUUAUGAUGCGGAAGCUGCCAACUUUUUCCAUGGUCUUUGGCACAUGGGGCCUCUUUAGCACGACAGUCAUUGUACAUGUGAUCAUUAUGCAGUACUAUAUGGCCAUGGCGAGUGUUCGGGGGCGAUAUAUCCUCCUGAACAAAGAGCUGCAAGCGCUUAUAUCAGAAACUCAAUCCCUGAAUCCCAACCUGAUGUCCCCCGAGUUCGUAAUGCUUAUUUACACUAGUCUUAUUGUACUCUACUUCGUGGAUUUCUCGAUGAACGGCUCCAAUAUAGUUGGCCUGCUGGAUAUUCACGAGGAGAUGCUCCAACUGCUAAGUCAGCGGACAUUAUUUCAACCAGGUUUGGAUCAGAGAUCGAUGGCUUCACUCUGA
This is a messenger RNA of Drosophila subpulchrella, 813 nucleotides long. Its product is annotated as putative gustatory receptor 59d. Lineage: Eukaryota; Metazoa; Arthropoda; Insecta; Diptera; Drosophilidae. Gene Ontology annotation, cellular component: membrane. The transcript is spliced from 3 exons. The record is from RefSeq and is a predicted model, not a curated record. The coding region runs from base 1 to 813 and encodes 270 amino acids. Gene Ontology annotation, biological process: sensory perception of taste.